Molecule: messenger RNA, 1193 nt
Organism: Drosophila guanche
Lineage: Eukaryota; Metazoa; Arthropoda; Insecta; Diptera; Drosophilidae
Gene: Or9a
Product: odorant receptor 9a
Exons: 3
Coding region: 9-1178 (389 amino acids)
Biological process (GO): detection of chemical stimulus involved in sensory perception of smell; sensory perception of smell
Cellular component (GO): plasma membrane
Molecular function (GO): odorant binding; olfactory receptor activity
Source: RefSeq, a predicted model, not a curated record
AAGCCAAAAUGGAGAAGAGCAACUCGCUGCGCGUGCAGAUACUCGUAUAUCGCCUGGUGGGCAUCGAUCUGUGGAGCCCAACGUCGGCCAACGAUCGUCACCUAGUGACAUUUUUGACUAUGGGUCCAUUGUUCGCCUUCAUGCUGCCCAUGUACCUGUCCGCCAGGGAGAACAUUACAGAGGUGAGUCUGCUCUCCGACACGCUCGGCUCCACCUUUGCCAGCAUGCUGACCCUGGUCAAGUAUAUGCUAUUCGUCUACCACCGCAAGGAGUUUGUGGGCAUGAUCUAUCGCAUCAGGGGAAUCCUGGACAAAGAGAUCAACGGGUUGCUGAAGGCCAGGGAGAUUGUUGACGCAGAGAAUCAAAGCGAUCAAAUGCUGAGCCUCACCUACACCCGCUGCUUCGUCAUGGCGGGCAUUUUUGCGGCUAUUAAGCCAUUCGUUACCAUGUCCUUGGCCCUGCUGCGGGACGGGGGCGAUGGCAGCAAGCUCCACCUGGAGCUGCCCCACAUGGGUGUCUAUCCGUACGACUACCAGGUGAUGUGGCUCUUCGUGCCUACCUACCUGUGGAACGUGAUGGCCAGCUACAGUGCCGUGACCAUGGCUCUCUGCGUGGACACAUUGCUCUGUUUUUUCACGUACAAUGUGUGCGCCAUCUUCAAGAUAGCCAGGCACCGGUUGGUCCAUCUGCCGGCCAUGGGUGAGUCGGAUCCACGGGCGGAGCUUGAGGGGUUGGUUCAGGUGCUUCUGCUGCACCAGAAGGGCCUGCUGAUAGCGGAUUUCAUUGAGGAUCAUUACCGGCCGUUGAUCUUUCUGCAGUUCUUCCUGUCGGCGCUGCAGAUCUGCUUCAUCGGCUUCCAGGUGGCCGAUCUGUUCCCCAAGCCGCAAAGUCUCUACUUUAUCGCUUUCGUUGGCUCCCUGCUCAUCGCCCUGUUCAUCUAUUCGCACUGCGGCGAGAACAUCAAGAAGGCCAGCCUGGAUUUUGGCGACGGCAUCUACGAGAGUAACUGGACAGACUUUGCGCCCCCCACCAAGCGGGUCCUGCUCAUUGCGGGCAUGCGUGCCCAGCGUCCAUGCCAGAUGAAGGGAUACUUCUUUGAGGCCAGCAUGGCCACCUUCUCAGCGAUUGUCCGCUCUGCCAUGUCGUACAUCAUGAUGUUGCGAUCAUUCAACGUAUAAAUUGCAGGAGCAGGA